Molecule: messenger RNA, 2237 nt
Organism: Hemiscyllium ocellatum (epaulette shark)
Lineage: Eukaryota; Metazoa; Chordata; Chondrichthyes; Orectolobiformes; Hemiscylliidae
Gene: mmp21
Product: matrix metallopeptidase 21
Exons: 7
Coding region: 198-2048 (616 amino acids)
Biological process (GO): proteolysis; extracellular matrix organization; collagen catabolic process
Cellular component (GO): extracellular matrix
Molecular function (GO): metalloendopeptidase activity; zinc ion binding
Source: RefSeq, a predicted model, not a curated record
AUACCAUCGGUCCGUUAACAAAUAACACCAGAAUUCAGGGAGCCGAUCUACUCCGCGGGUGGGAUUGAAAUGAAUAUUUGCGAAACUCGAAGAGGUUAUUUGAAGUUUGGCGAAUGUGGAUUGUAUCAGGCUGGCUGCGUUUGGUAUAUAAACCAAAGAUCUUCGUAGGUUAACGAGACCGGCUAGGAAUCGUCAACAUGCGGCUCGUCUUAUACCUGAGCGUGUUCUGGCUCACUGUGGGGCACUGUGAGAAACUGUUUCAUAAUCGCGAUUACUCGGACAUCUCCUCAUCCUCACAACACCAGGCACGUCCCAUCCGGAACCAAGCUGCGGCUGAGGAAUACCUGCGUAAAUAUGGAUGGACAGAUCAAAUAAACUGGAAGAACAUUCAACGCCAGAAAACUGAGAACUCUGCAGGUGAACACCGAGCUCCGCAAGAUUGGUUGGAUCGGAUCAAGGAAGGCUCCUCAGCUUCCAAACAAUGGCAACAAUCUCAAGCUGAGUCCACGACAACCCCUGCUUACAUUGAAGCUUUAAAACAGUUCCAGAAGGCCAACGGGAUCCCGGUGACUGGAGAGCUAAACAAAGCCACCCAGGAAGCUAUGAACAAACCGCGAUGUGGGGUCCCCGAUAGAGUGAUGUCUGAAAGUACUUUGAUGGAUAAUGAGACACACGAUAUUCUCAACCAAACCUCUGAUCUCAACAAAACAACUGACACCAAUGGUGGUACCAACAUGAUUGGAACCUCCAAAGUUCGCAAGAAGCGAUUUUUAGAGAUCCUGCUUUCUCCCAGUCAGCGAGAGGUGCCUGUUGGCCCGGACUUGUUUAACGGAGCACCGAAAAUGGCCUUUUCUAAAGCAAAACUUACGUGGCGCCUGAUGGGAGAAGGCUAUAGCAACCAACUCUCUGUUGAAGAACAGAAACAUGUGCUCAGAAUGGCUUUUAGGAUGUGGAGUGAAGUAAUUCCUCUAGAGUUUGAAGAAGACAACCAUUCUCCUGCGUCAAUGGUUGACAUCAAACUUGGCUUUGGGACAGGUCGACAUAUGGGCUGCACACGAACAUUUGAUGGCAAUGGACAGGAAUUUGCUCAUGCUUGGCAAUUUGGUGACAUUCAUUUUGAUGAUGAUGACCAUUUUACAACACCAAACAAUGGGAAUGGAAUUAACCUACUGAAGGUGGCUGUCCAUGAAUUAGGUCAUGUACUGGGUUUACCUCAUAUCUACAGAAUGGGCUCAGUGAUGCAGCCCAGCUACAUUCCACAAGAUUUGAUGUUUGAGCUGGAUUGGCUUGACAGGAAAGCGAUUCAGCAACUCUAUGGUGUGUGCAAAAGUCCUUUCGACACAGUGUUUGACUGGAUUCAUAGCGAGAAGAAUGAAUAUGGGGAGACAAUAAUUCAAUUUAACACAUACUUCUUCAGAAAUAACUUGUAUUGGCUUUAUGAAAAUCGUAACAAUCGAACACGCUAUGGAGAUCCCAUUCCACUCUCAGUUGGUUGGCAAGGAAUCCCAAGUAGUGGCAUUGAUGCUUUUGUACAUAUAUGGACAUGGACAAGAGAUGCCAUCUAUUUCUUCAAAGGUACCCAAUUUUGGCGAUAUGACAAUGAAAAUGAUCAAGCAUACACGGAGGAUGCAGAGGGAAAGAAAUAUCCCAAAUUAAUUUCUGAAGGUUUUCCAGGUGUUCAAGGUCCAAUUGAUACUGCUUUUUACAAUAAAAUGGACCAAAAUAUAUAUUUCUUCAAAAGUUCAAAUGUGAUCACUUUCAAUGUGAAUACUAACCAGAUUAUAGGAUAUCCAAAAAGAAUUAUAGACGUAUUUCCACCAGUUGUACAGAAUGAUCAUCCCAUUGAAAAUCUGAAUGCUGUGUACUACUCAUACCACUACCAGUCCAUAUUUUUCUUCAAAAGUAAUUUAUUUUGGAAAGUGGUCAAUGACUGGGAUAAAAAGCAGAACCCAUUAUUGCCAAUAAAUGGUCUAAUGCCUAAGAAAAAUAUAUCAGAUCAGUGGUUUGAUAUUUGUGAUGUCCAUUAUUCAAUGUUGAAUAAGAAUUAAAAAUUGCUUCAAAUGUUUUCACAAAUUGGAAACCGGUGAAAGGUGGUUAAGGCAUACAUGACAAAGGUGGUUUUGCAUUGCAAAUGCACAAUUAGCCUGCUUUUUACAUUUAAUGCUACAAGAUUUUAUCCCAGGCAUGUGCAAAAUCAUGUGACUAGAAAUUAAAAGUAGAAACUAUCUGUAGUAAAG